Labrus bergylta (ballan wrasse) is the source of this 1572-nucleotide messenger RNA. It is a transcript of the gene rfc5, whose product is annotated as replication factor C (activator 1) 5. Lineage: Eukaryota; Metazoa; Chordata; Actinopteri; Labriformes; Labridae. Gene Ontology annotation, cellular component: DNA replication factor C complex; nucleus. Gene Ontology annotation, molecular function: ATP hydrolysis activity; DNA binding; ATP binding. The record is from RefSeq and is a predicted model, not a curated record. Gene Ontology annotation, biological process: DNA repair; DNA-templated DNA replication.
CGUGACGUUUGACGCACGCUUGCUGAGGAGCGCGGCAAAACACGACCAAGGCACUACAGGCAAAAGUAGAGUGGAAGUUUCCAAUAUUCAUAAAGUAUUUGAAACAUAUUGGAGCCUAAUUCACAGUUAAGGACACAUGGCUUCAACCAGUAGAGCGUCUUUACAAACCAGAAAUCUACCAUGGGUUGAAAAAUACAGACCAGAGAAACUUGAUGAUCUGAUCUCACACAGAGAUAUUCUAACCACCAUCCAGAGGUUUAUCAGUGAGGAAAAGCUUCCCCAUCUCUUGUUCUAUGGCCCCCCUGGUACAGGCAAAACCUCCACCAUCCUCGCCUGUGCAAGACAGUUGUACAAGGAAAAAGAGUUCAACUCCAUGGUGCUAGAGCUAAAUGCAUCAGAUGACAGAGGUAUCGAUGUUGUACGAGGUCCAAUCCUGAGUUUUGCCAGCACCAGAACCAUCUUCAAGAAGGGCUUCAAGUUGGUGAUACUGGACGAGGCCGAUGCCAUGACCCAAGAUGCCCAGAAUGCAUUGCGGCGAGUGAUUGAGAAGUUUACAGAAAACACACGGUUUUGUCUCAUCUGUAACUACCUGUCCAAGAUCAUCCCGGCCCUGCAGUCUCGCUGCACCAGGUUUCGCUUCGGCCCGCUGUCGCCAGACCAGAUGAUCCCUCGGCUGGAGCAUGUGAUCAAGCAGGAGAAUAUCGACGUGUCACAGGAUGGAAUGAAGGCCAUCGUGACCCUAUCGUCAGGUGAUAUGAGAAGAUCGCUCAACAUUCUGCAGAGCACCAGCAUGGCGUAUGGAAAGGUGACAGAGGACACAGUGUACACCUGCACGGGUCACCCCCUCCGUUCAGAUAUAGCCAACAUCCUCGACUGGUCCCUCAACAAAGACUUCACCGCAGCGUAUAAGCAAAUCCUUCAGCUGAAGACGUUGAAAGGUUUGGCCCUGCACGAUAUCCUCACUGAGGUUCAUCUGCUCAUACACAGAGUGGACUUUCCUCCAGCGAUUCGAAUCGGCAUGCUCAUCAAGCUGGCUGAUAUUGAACACAGGCUCGCCUCAGGCACCGAUGAGAAGAUCCAGCUGAGCUCCAUGGUCGCAGCCUUCCAGGCGGUCAGAGACCUGGUGGUCAGCGAGGCCUCAUAGAUACAGAAAUCCAAAUUCUGUUUUUUGAGUGCAGACAGCUCAAACUUUCUCAAUAAUUCCUCUAUGGCUACCAUUAGUUUAAAAAAAAGUCCCUCAAUGAAAUCACAGCCACACCAAGAUUUCAAACGAUAUUGACUUUGUUUUGUUAUCUCCUUCUUUGCCACCUUGAUGUCUUAGUCGCUGCAACAAUAAACUUUAAAUAGCUGGCAAGAACUCCAGCUGUGUCUCAGAUUUAUGGAAGUGUUUGUAAGGUUUACUAUUAUUUCAAUUCCUGUGGCUUGCAACAAUGCCAUGAAAAGCUAAGCGCUAAUAGGUGGAUGUUUUCUUUUCAACCAAACACAUGAUUUCAUUGUUUUGUACGCUUUCAUGAUGGGUCAGUUAGUGAAAUAUCUUCUGGAGUUUGCUGAUUUAGAAAUGAAAAAAAAAAA